This is a messenger RNA of Neoarthrinium moseri, 2943 nucleotides long. RefSeq lists its product as uncharacterized. Bases 1 to 2943 code for a protein of 980 amino acids. The record is from RefSeq and is a predicted model, not a curated record. The transcript is spliced from 2 exons. NCBI's taxonomy places the organism in Eukaryota, Fungi, Ascomycota, Sordariomycetes, Amphisphaeriales, Apiosporaceae.
AUGGUCAAUCUCGCCGUCUUAUUAACAGUGCUCCAGCUGCUGCUGGGCUCCAUGGUGGCCACGUCAGAACUUUACGCAGGAGUUUAUGAGCAACAUGACCACGAAAGGAGAUUGUCAGACAAUGCGAUGGGGCAGCGGGAAACUCGAAAGUCCCUCGACUUGGGAGGAAAUAAGAGGAUACCCCAGCAGCAAUGGGCAACAUACGUCGAAGUACAACUGAAAGCUGCUCCAAGCACUAGAGGGCCGAAAGAUCUCCCGGCAACAGAGAACCAACUGCCCGCGGUGGUUGAUCGUCCUGCGGUCCGUCGCCGACAGGAAGGUAAAACCAAGAAGAACACUCAGCCGGUAGCAGCAGAACCACCGCGUCCGCCUCCAGCCGGUCCAGCCAAAGAGACAAAACAGGCCUCUGCUGGCCCUGCUGAGGAAACGAUUGCGGCUCCCGCUGAUCCAGCUCAGCAACCUAAGGCUCCUCCUCCUGACCCAGCCCAGCCGACGACUGCAGCUCCGCCUGAUCCAGGUCAACAGACUGUACCUCCAGCCGCACCGGCAGAAACCGUCGGGCCCAAUCUAGCCUCAAUGAGCUCCUCACUGACUAGCAGUGCAUCAUCGGCGCUGGCAUCCGUGUCGUCGAGUUUCCAGGGUGAGAUUGCCUCGCUCUCCUCGCGCUCCUCAGCCGACGUUGCAGCGGCGUCGUCCUCAGGGGCCUCGGCGAUCUCCAGCCUCAGUGUCAGCGCGUCAUCUGCGAGCGGUGCUAUAGCUUCGUCCGCAAGCCUUGCCGGAGCCAGGGCAGCUGGGGCCAGUGCAGAUAUCGAGGCAGCGGUGAGCAACAGUAUAGCCGCAAGCGCAAGCAGUGCCGGUUUUGCAGCUGCGACUGCCAGCGCGGCCGCCAGUGCAAGUAGUGCGAUUGCUGCCGCUAGAGGGUCAACGCAGUCGACCCCCUCUACUACUUCUACUUCCAACUAUGAGUUGGCCCAACCCAGCUCCCCGGGUUCAACUUCUGAAAAUGGCAUUAUUCAUGUUACACCAGGCCAAAUCGCAGCCAUUGUCAUUGGUACCAUGAUAGGAUCUGCUAUACUCACGCUGAUAAUCGUAUACUUCAUCGGUAUGCUGAGGAAAAGGCGGUCGAGGAGCAGCGAUGAAAGCUAUGGUGAUGGCGAAGAGUCCGAGUACAACGAUCAAAUGGCUCUGAACCCCUUGGGUCAGGACGAUGGCACAGGACGCGCAGACGGCUACAUGUCACGCGGCUUGAAUGAGAAGGGCGCAACGAGCUGGUCACCUACUGCGGCUACUACCACCAACAGAGCCCACGGCGGCCCCAAGCAUAUCCCUCUGAUACCACAGGCGUCGCAGAAACUGCAACCAAUCUCACACCGGCCCAGUCUGCCUCCUCUUCCAGAGGACAGAGGCGUAUAUCACUCCGGAAAUCAUUCCUCAAUAGGUUUUGGAAGCACCAAUGGGCUCGACUUUUCAUUGACAGACCCAAGGUUAGGGCCUCAGGGAAGCAUGCCAGAGCAGCCCGAGCCGGUCAAGCUUACCUUAGCGAAGCGCCUGAGCCGGGGAGGAAGCCAGAGGAUGGCCGUCGUGCGAACGCCAAGUCAGGGUGGAAACGACGCUUCGGACACACUCUCUUCUCCCGGCCAUGCGAGGUCUCCCAGCGGGCCUGACAACCUCUACUUCACGAUCUCGUCGUCCGUUUAUUCCCCCGGAGCCGGUACACGCCCCGAUCAUGUCCGCACGCUCUCCUCAGACAUAUUCCCACGCCGGAAGAGCGGGAUCAUCUCCCCCCUGAGCCUCAACCCGCCAACGAGCGCCUCCUCCGUGCCGCGGGUCUCGGCCCUGGCGUCCUGGGGCUCCUGGGGGCCAAUCUCGCCCUCGAACCCGCCGCCCAUGAUCCCCUAUCAGUACCAAAACCUCGCCUCGACAGCCGCCCCUGGACCACCGGCAAGCAGAAACGGAAACACCGACCCCAAUCCCACCAUGCCCGCGCCCCUGACUCCUGUGAACCAACAACGGAUCCCCGACCGUACCCAAAACCACAUUGCCUUCCUUCUGUCGCAGAAUUCCCAGCAUUCUCCACAGCCCUCGACACAGCUACCACAACAGCCCGGCGCGUACCCCGGCACCACCACCAGUCCCGAGCCCAUGGUCGGGACAGCAGCGACUAGCCACCUCUCGCCGCGGCCGCUGCGGCCCAUCAAGCCGCUGUCCAUCAGCCCGUCGAGCCCGUACAGCUCGACGUUCGAGCGGCCGGCCCAGCAGCCGGCGCCACCCUCGCCCGCCUUCAUGUCGCCGCUGUCGCCGCCGCCCCGGAGCCCGCUGCGCGCCGCGCGGUCCGAGCAGUCGCUCCGCACGCCCACGACCGUCUCGCCGCUGACGACGGCCCCGCCCUCGCAGCGCAGCAGCCCCAGUGCCGACGACAAGGCCAUGCCGCCGCUGCCGCUGGACCAGAGUCGUCGCCGCAGUCGCAGCAACAGCUCGGGCGAGCUCGAGGUCCGUGUCGGGCUGGCCCAGGCCGUCGCCGGCCUCGAUAUGCUCGGAGGCGGCGGGUUCGGGUCGUCGGCCGCCAGCAACGGAGGCGGGAGCGACCUGACCAAGGCGUCUUCUUCUGGGGUCGGGGACACGGAAGCGGGGCCGAACAGGGCUCGCUUCACAUCGUGGCUGGCGUCCAACGACCCGUCGUCCGAGAGCGGAUCCGGGUCGCCGACGAACACGGACGACCCGUGGGGCCGGCCGCUGCCGGUGCCGCGGAUCCGGCGAAAGCGGAGCAGCAGCACCCCUGGCCCCGUCGAUUACGUGCCGGAGCAGCCCAGGACGCCCGGGGCCGUGCCCAAGUUCAGCCUGUUCCCGCGGACGGGUGUGUCGGAGGUGGGCGCGAGCCAGCCCUCUUACGCGGACGAUGGCCAGAGGAGGCGGAGCAGCCUAGGCGCCAUUGCGUACAGGUAG